Dermacentor andersoni is the source of this 1296-nucleotide messenger RNA. Its product is annotated as isatin hydrolase-like. The record is from RefSeq and is a predicted model, not a curated record. NCBI's taxonomy places the organism in Eukaryota, Metazoa, Arthropoda, Arachnida, Ixodida, Ixodidae. Gene Ontology annotation, molecular function: arylformamidase activity.
AGUGGGAGAUAAGGAAACGUGCGGGCAGCUGUUGAAAAGAAGACGUAAAUAUGUUGGGGCAGGGCAGUCCAUUACGAUUCACUUCGCAUUCGUCUCGGGUUUCCUCCAACCGAGAGGUUGAUGAACUUGAAUGUGUUUAACAAUGACGCGAACUAGCGCUUUAAAUUUUCAGGUGCGUGAUGUGACGUGGAUUCUUUUUGCUUCCUUGGAGCUGCUAUACCUGGUCCAUGGAGAUAUCCUUCGAGGACUCGUCCCCGCGCAAUGGGGCGAGAGCUACGAUGUCGUGGAUCUGUCGCACAACUUCAACGAGUGGACGAUAUAUUGGGACGACAACGGGUACUACAAGCUGAACGUGACCAUCUACAAUGCCACGAGUUCUGGAUGGUUCCAAGAGGACGUAAUGGAAGAAGCCAUACAUGGCGGAACCCACCUGGACUCACCAGUCCAUUUCUACAAGGGUGGAUGGGACGCGACGCAGAUACCACUGAACCGGUUGAUGUUCCUGCCAGUGGCAGUUGUGGACGUGAGGGCGCAAGUGGCACAGAACCCCGAAUAUAUGCUCUCUGUUGAUGACAUACUGCUCUGGGAGGAAAAGAAUGGUCAGCUUCCGAGCGGGUGCCUCUUCGUGGCUCACACCGGACAGUCUAAGCACUGGCCAAACCGAACCGCGUAUAUGGGCAUCGACGCCAACGGCGACAAGCAUUUUCCAGCCAUGCAUCCGGAGGCGGCCUCCUACCUGGCGACGCAACGGAGUGUUUACGGCGUCGGUGUGGAUACACCUUCAGUGGACGCGGCUCCUGACGAUGCCGCGCACCGGGCAGUCUCAGCCGCAAACAUCUUCAUCCUCGAGAACCUCGUAGGCCUGGAGAAGCUGCCGCCAAGAGGAGCUUACGCCAUCGUGCUGCCACUAAAGCUGGACGGCGCCAGCGGUUCGCCCGUACGAGUGGUUGCUCUGGCGCCGCCGUAGCAUGCGUGUACCUUAUUUGUACUCUGAAUGCAGGUCACUCCAUUACGCUAAAUCUGCUUCAGUGUUAGAUCAAGCAGGUUGCCAAGUGGUGUUCCUAUGAUAACUUGGUCAUUCAACAUCCCAAGAUGACACAGUCUUUUGCGUGUCAUCUAUUGACAUUCGGCGUGGUGUUCUGUUGGCUUCGACACGUGAUUUUGUCUAGAGUCAAGAUACAUAUGUGUCACAAAAAUAACACACAUGAUGUUGCCAUGGUAAUAAUGGAGCAGUUCUUCCAGUUUUUCCUGUACUCUACCGCAAACGAGAGCAAUAAAUAUUCUGAGAGUUUUGAA